This is a messenger RNA of Anopheles bellator, 2307 nucleotides long. Its product is annotated as xyloside xylosyltransferase 1. The record is from RefSeq and is a predicted model, not a curated record. The transcript has a single exon. Gene Ontology annotation, molecular function: UDP-xylosyltransferase activity. Bases 435 to 1658 code for a protein of 407 amino acids. Lineage: Eukaryota; Metazoa; Arthropoda; Insecta; Diptera; Culicidae.
UUGGGGCAAGCGAACGCAUCGGCGCACCGCGCGCGCACGGCAAAAGGAUGGUACACAGGAAUGCCCGUAGCUGUCAACGAUAGGUGCAGGGGACAAGGAUAACACAACGCCGAGGGGUUGAAAAAAGACAACUGAUCCACUUUGGAAGGCGAGCCGCCAGAACUCGGAGCCCGUGUAUCGGCUUGUAGACGGCGGCGCAAUCGAUCGAUAAACGCGAUGCAGUAGCGUGUCUGGGGGAGGACUCUCGUCGUUGCUGGUGCUGUGAAGCGUGGUUAUGAAACUAGGGUCCUCUGGCCGCCGUCGUCGGAGUGAGUGCUAUCUGGACCAGCAGGGUGCGAGUGUGCGCGGUGUUUGGCAUUAGCGGCGGAGGGCUGGCUAUCAUCGAUUGGUGGCAGCGACGGAGGCGGUGGUUCGCCCUGCCACGGGUCGGUCAGAUGAGCAUGAACAAAGCCCUGGUGGUUUUCAUUGCGGCCAGUGGCCUGCUGCUGUUUAUCUACGCCAACAGCAGCAGUGUGUUCAAUCGGCAUCUGCUGCCCAAGGAACCACCGUCCACCGGGGGAGUAGCGGCGGCCGUACACCACCAACAGCACCACCAUGGACAGCACCCUUCGCAACGGAACAACAGUGCCGUCGCCACCAGUAAUGGAUUGGUGGCCACGAACGAAGCCGCCCCACCGAGCAAGCUGAAGCGCGUAAAGUACAUCGCGAAGGGAACGAACGGCACCGAGUACAACAUCUUCCUCAUCUACACCAAGGAAAGCCAAAAUCUCAUCCUGCACAGCCAGCUGGAACUGUUCCUGCGAAGUCUGCUCAAGUACUCCACCAUCGAGCUGCACCUGCACAUCAUCACGGACGAGCAAAGCGAACGGUCGGCGGAAGAACUGAUCAGGCAGCAGAUCGAGCGGUUCCAGCGGACCGCAUUCUACACGCUGUACGAUGUGCGCGACUGCGCGGAAAAGGUUAGCGACAUCGUGCGCAACAUGAUGCCACUGUUCAACUACCGGUCCGGAAGCUACUACAGUGAUGCCUUAUUUCUGCUUUCGCUCGGCCUGCACCGUAUCGUGGACCAGCGUAUGCGCCAUGCCAUUCUGAUAGACUGUGACGUCGUGUUCCGGGCGUCGGUGAAGGAGCUGUUCGAUCAGUUCGAAAGCUUCAGCCCUGACCAGAUGUUUGGGCUGGCCCCAGAGCUGACCCCCGUUUACCGGCACGUACUGUCGAGGUACCGGUUAAACAACCCACACACACUGUUCGGUAGUCCGUACUAUCUCGAUAAGCCGCUUCGUGCUGCUGCGCCAUCGGGAGGCGUGGGGGACAAACGAACACGCCACGGUUACCCCGGCCUAAACUCGGGCGUCGUGAUGCUGCACCUGGAUCGCAUCCGACGAUCGCGGCUGUACGAGGAAAUCAUCAAAGAGAGCACGGUCAAGAGCAUGGCCGAAAAGUACUCCUUCCAGGGGCACCUGGGUGAUCAGGAUUUCUACACCCUGAUGGGGUUCGAGUUUCCCGGGCUCAUCUAUCGGCUCGAUUGCGUGUGGAACCGACAGCUGUGCACGUGGUGGCGCGAACACGGGUACAGUGACAUAUUCGACAGCUACUUUCACUGCGAGGGAACGAUAAAAAUCUACCACGGCAACUGCAACACCCGCGCGCCGGAGUAGAGCUUUGCGCCCCACGCAGUACCGUUCACAUCCAACAUUCCACACUUGGCGUGAUUCGUAUUGGAUCUCAAACCUUUUCGAACCCUGUGCAGAGACGCAUGCUCUCUCGCUCCAUCUCUCUCUAUCUAUGUCCUAUUAGCAUAGUUUACUUAUUACGGACGCUUCCAAGAACGGGAUCCGGAUUUGGCGCGAAACAAUGGUGACCCGUGCAAUAGAGUUACGUUUUUACGAGUUACGUGCAUUUUAUGCCCCAUAUUUUAAUGAGCCUGUUACAAACCCCAGAUCGGAGACUUUUAUUUGCGUGAUUUAACUUUAGCUGCUAGGAAACGUGUUGCGAGAUCAGGCGCGCCAGGCCAUUCGCCAUAGAACCCCAUUCAGCGAUGCAUAGCAACGGUUGCUGAGAAGUUGAAUUUUAACUUCGGUCCAAGCAACACGCGGUAUCUAAGAAUCAAACUAGGCUAGGGACAGAGUAAGGAAUGUUCGAAAAAAAGUUAUUCAGUUCUGGUCUCUUGAUGAGUUCGCCGAAACGCAGGUGGGGGUCGUUUGUGACCUCGGCACGAUCCUUGCUGGCCCCCGCUGGCAAAAAGUGAAUUGAUCGGUUUACAGACCAGAAAACGAAAUAAUAAUAAUAAAGAGAAACCAUUUUCCC